UUUUUUAACAAGUGCAACAGUUUCACUUUUUGUUGAGACAGAAACAUCUACUGAGCCACAGCAACCUGCUGCAGUUUUAUUUACCACACCACCUCUAGUCCUUCUAACCUACCACUGCAGGUCUGUUUGGACAGUCUACCCUACGUCAUCAUGUCUGUCGUCACAUCCAACCUGUCUGAAGUUCAGAAGAAGAAGCUGCUCUUUCUCCUCGGUCAUGUCAGACUCCACCUGCUCUACAAAGCCAGCGUCCACGGCUUCACUGCUGCUGCUUUCCACAGGCGCUGUGAAAAGCAGGGGCCCACUGUCAUCGUCGCCUACAACGCCGCUGGGUUUGUAUUCGGGGCCUACACCUCUCAGGACUACACCGAGAGCGAAGAGCAAGUCCAUGAUGAGGAGGCCUUCCUCUACAGCAUCAACGCAAGGGUGGACAAACCACUGAGGGUGGCAGGUAUCAGCGGACAGCCUGCUUUCACCGCAAAGGAAGACACCGGUCCGAAUUAUGGUGCUUUGGUGUUCCUCCAGGAUAACGAACCUAAGAUCCAGUCCAACCCAGGGACAGGCUUCACCUUUGAGAAAGCGGCGAUGCACGGAGACAACUUGGCACUGACUGAGUUUGAAGUGUAUCGAGUUGAAGGCUUGGGAGGUCUUCUGGCCAAACCCUGGAGGAACAUCCAGUGGACUCCUGAGAGGAAGCAGCAGCUGAUGAAGACCAUUCAGAGCUAUAGGCCUGAUAAUAAAUCAGUUCACCAAGCCCGGGUGUUGUUGGUGGGACCCGUCGGGGCCGGGAAGUCCACCUUUUUCAACUCCAUCAACUCGGUGUUUCGAGGCAACAUGACAUCCCAGGCCAUCACUGGUACAGCAGGGAAGAGUUUGACCACUCAGUUCCGCAGCUACACCAUCAAGGCAGGGAAAGGCGGAGAAGUUGUUCCUCUGAUCCUGUGCGACACAAUGGGGCUGGAGGAAAACGCUGAUUCUGGUUUGGACACUGAGGACUUAAUCAACAUCUACAAAGGUCACAUAAAGGAUCGCUACCAGUUUAGUUCCUCCAAUCCUCUCCAGGCGGACGCUCCUGGCUUUAAGAAGAAAGCGACUCUGAAUGACAUGAUUCACUGUGUUGUUUACAUGGUCGACACCUGCAAGGUCUCUCUGCUCACCCAAAAAAUGCUGCAAAAGUUCGCUAGCAUCCGGAAAAAGACCAACCAGCUGGGAAUUCCUCAGAUUCUGCUGAUGACUAAAGUAGACGAGGCGUGUCCGCUGGUGGCAGAAGACUUGCAGAAUGUUUAUCGCAGUGUUUACAUCCAGAGGAAGGCCCGAGAGCUGAGCGAGUCUCUGGGCAUCCCCUUGUCCUGUGUGCUGCCGGUGAAGAGCUACAGUGAGGAGCUGGAGCUGGUCCGGGACGUUAACAUACUGCUGCUGACUGCUGUGGAGCAGAUGCUGAACUACUCAGACAGCUUCUUUGAGAACCAGGAGGGGACUGAUCAGCCGGAUCUCUACAGAUCCCAAGAACUUAACCGCCCGGUUUUAACACAAAAUGGAAAUUAAUGGAUAAAGAUCGUUGUUUGCAUGAAUGUCUUAUUGAACAUGUAUGACUUCAACCUCCUGUGACUUUUAAUUUUUGUAAUAGUGGGGAGGGACACUCAAUCAUUCAAUUAAACUGGAAGCAAAUGAUAUAAUACACUAUGAAAACAAAAACAGAAAAUUCAGCUGACUGUUAAUUUAUAAAUUUUAGUGGAGAAAUUUCACAUCCAUAAAGUUCUUGGGGUCUUUCUUAUUAUUUGAACACUUCAAGAUUGAAUUUAGAAAGUACUGAGUCUAUCCAACUUAUAAACAACAAGAAAUGUGUUCAUAUACUUAAAGGUGCAAUUGAUAACAUUUAGCCACUAGAUGUCGCACUCUCCCUUCUCCGUUCCAUUGCAUUCCAAGCCGGGCGCUUACCAUCAAUCUCAGCCAUUUUUCCAUUUUUUUCCACACUAAUUGACAACUUGAUUGCUGACAACACAGAGAUACCACGUGAUACCAACGUCAUUAUACUGUUGGCUCAAAAUCUAGUUGGCAUGGCUAUUUUCAAAGGGGUCCCUUGACCUCUGACCUCAGGAUAUGUGAAUGUAAAUGGGUUCUAUGGGGACCGACGAGUCUCCUGUUUACAGACAUGCACACUUUAUGAUAAUCACAUGCAGU
This is a messenger RNA of Sebastes umbrosus (honeycomb rockfish), 2178 nucleotides long. RefSeq names its product interferon-induced protein 44-like. Gene Ontology annotation, molecular function: GTP binding. The transcript has 9 exons. Lineage: Eukaryota; Metazoa; Chordata; Actinopteri; Perciformes; Sebastidae. The coding region runs from base 151 to 1542 and encodes 463 amino acids. The record is from RefSeq and is a predicted model, not a curated record.